AUGAAUUUGAAAAUUCUCCCCCUGUUGAUAUUCCCAUUUCUUCCACGGGAUGAAGCAAAAAGGACAGAAAAUGACAAGUUCUUUUUGAGUAAGAAACAGGGGUUGUUAUUCCCCGCCCAGGGUGUGUACAGCUUAGCGAAAAGGGGAAAAAACGGACGCUACCUCUUUAUAGGGAAAAAUAAAGAGAAGAGUAGUGAUCCCCAAAAUGUAAAAAAAAAUGCACCCACAAAUAUUUGCACAUUAAAAAAUGAUGGUUCCUACGUGGAGCAGUUAGGAGGUUUAACAAACCGGAUAAUGAAUUUUUUCAGGAGAGAAAAAACCAUGAUCGAUAAGAUAAAAGAUUUAAAUGAGCAGGAGAGUCUUUGGUUUGUUACUGGGUAUGCCAAAAAUCUGUUCAGUGAAAAUUCGUAUUAUCACAUUAUCGGUUUCGAGCACGUAAAAGAGGUGGACUUGAAGACACUGACUCGUUUGAAUAGGGUUCCCCCUUUGGACAAUUUGCUGCCCGGGGAUAGCGUGCGGAAGGGCAACUAUUCCGUGGCCGCCGCGUACAGGGUGGACAAGCGUGUGAUUUUUUACAAAAAUGGGCAGUCUACACCGAUAGGGGGGUCAGGUGAUGUAACAGCCUCUCUCACCUCCAUUUCGAGGAGCAUUUCUGGAAGCUCCGGAGAAAGUCCCACCGCAGGAUCUAUUGCCGAUCCCCGCAUGAACCAGAACUACAUGCUCUGCUCCUACGCGUACUUCAUAUUCUACGUGUACGAUAAGGAAAAGAAAAAAUAUUACAUAUGCACAAGGGACAUGAACGAUGAGUGCUCCCUUUACGAAAUGGACAACAUGGACAAAGAAGACCUGUACCAUUUUCUGUACAAUUGCACCUCAAGCAAAAAGGACCUAAAAAAGGUGGAUGUGGUCUCUUUGAUUAAGAAGAACAGGACAGCCAAACGCGCGACAGAUGAUAUGUCCACUGAGGAACUUUUAAAUGUGCACAAUUACACAAAUAAGUUUAAUUCGUAUUUGAAAAGGCUAUUCAACGUGUGCCAUAACUCAGACAUCCUCUUGGAAAAUAGAAUGAACAGAAAAUAUGAACAGCCAAACAUUACGUUCAUUUUUGGAAACAUCAAUUUUUUAUUUAAAAAUAAAACCUACUUGGAAUAUUUAAAAAAUUUUUUUCUUAAAAAUGAUCAACAGAAAAAUCUGCUCGAACUUAUUUUUAAGGAUAACAAGGGGUACAAGUUUUACGUCCAGAAUGACGUCACGGAUAAAUCAUCCUACGUGCUGAGGUGCACCAAAAUUAGCAAAAAAAAAUUCGACAUGGUGUGCAAACAGUUGCGUACAAUUUAUGAAUAUAAUAGUUGUAAUGCAAAGGGGAAGGAAGGACAAGAACGGGAAGAUCCUUUCUUUGUUUACGCGAAAAUUUUAUUUGAUAGUUAUGCGAAUGAUUUGGCUAAUAGUGAAAAAAAGAAAAAUUUCCGUGGAGAGGAAAAUUACACCCACAGGAGUAUUUACAUAAACAUCGGCUCAAACGAUUAUUUUGAAGGCGGAGAAGACAUCUCAUUUAGCAGCGCUGACGAAGGUCUUUUAUUCAACUUGACAAAGAAUUUUCUGGACAGCUUAGUUUCCUGCAUACAUGUGUGA
This is a messenger RNA of Plasmodium coatneyi, 1632 nucleotides long. RefSeq lists its product as uncharacterized. The record is from RefSeq and is a predicted model, not a curated record. Lineage: Eukaryota; Apicomplexa; Aconoidasida; Haemosporida; Plasmodiidae. The transcript has a single exon. The coding region runs from base 1 to 1632 and encodes 543 amino acids.